AUGCCAAGAAAGAAGACGUACUUGAUUGCUUCAUUACUUGAUCAAUGCGACACGAAUGAUAUGAAGACAAUUAAUUAUAAUAUUGUCAAACCAAUGGAAAUAAUCAACAAGGAAUGCGAAACAUUACGGAAAUUGAACCGGGAUGUGCCAGGAUGCUCAGAUGAGGAGCGACAGCAAAAUGUAGUACCAAAGUCACAUGUAGUACCCUGGCGAAGAGCGCUACCGAUGCCAAUAAUUCGAAAUCAAUUACAAAAUUUCCCCGGAAAUGAAUCAUCUCAGUAUUUUUUGUACAGAGUGCCAGUACCAACGCAUUUACAUGCUUUAUCACCAUACAAUAUACCAUGCUUAUCACAAUUGAUGAUCACUCGCUAUCAACUUAUGCAAAUGCAGCAAGCUGCGAUACAGCAAUUGUCGUCACCAUCAUCAUCAUCCACACCAGUAUCAUCGCCAUUAUCAUUAUCUACUUCAUCGUCAGCUAUCAAUCAACAAAUUUUAUCCAAUCAAACAAGCAUAUAUCAGCAGCAAAAUCGUUUCCGGACAAUGGAUAAUCAAAAUCAAUCAACUAUUAAAAAAUAUCGAUGUAAUAUUUGCGAUAAAACAUUCAGCCGAAGUAAUACAUUGGUGACACAUAAGAGGAUUCAUACUGGUGAGAAACCGUUUCACUGUGAUCAUUGUGGUCGAGCAUUUCGACAGCCGGGCAAUUUAACCCGUCAUCGUCUUACCCAUACAACAGUGAAACCUUACAUUUGUUCCAUUUGCGAGAAGGCGUUCAAUCGGGCGUCAAAUCUUCAUACACAUAUGCGCACACAUUCCCAAGUAUUCCGUAGCAAAAUAACUGCCAUGCAGUCGUUCAGAUCGGUUUAA
Loa loa (African eye worm) is the source of this 864-nucleotide messenger RNA. RefSeq lists its product as hypothetical. The record is from RefSeq and is a predicted model, not a curated record. NCBI's taxonomy places the organism in Eukaryota, Metazoa, Nematoda, Chromadorea, Rhabditida, Onchocercidae. The transcript has 6 exons. Gene Ontology annotation, cellular component: nucleus. The coding region runs from base 1 to 864 and encodes 287 amino acids.